This is a messenger RNA of Manis pentadactyla (Chinese pangolin), 4706 nucleotides long. It is a transcript of the gene MBLAC1, whose product is annotated as metallo-beta-lactamase domain containing 1. Lineage: Eukaryota; Metazoa; Chordata; Mammalia; Pholidota; Manidae. The record is from RefSeq and is a predicted model, not a curated record.
GUGCAAGGUAGAGAGUGGCUCCGGUGAGAGCGAAUGAAGUAAAAAACUUCCUUUAGAGGGUGAGGACCACGCAAGAGGAGCGUCGGGCGGGGCCGAGGACGCUUGAGGGCCGGGUGGAUUCAAGUCGACUGAAGGUUGAGCCACACCAUCUUCGAAAAGGAGUUGAGGGCGAUACCACCUUAAGGGGAUAAGGGAGGCGUGGCAAAUAACAGACUUGGAAAGUGCCACUUGGCGGAGGCCGGGCGCGUGUGGGAAACCGAAGGGACUGGAUAUCUCCCAGAACCCCGCUUCCUUUCCCGAACCUGACGCCCUCGGGCCAUGAGUAGUCAGGUGCGGACUGAAGCGCUGCCCGGAGAGCCCCCUCUGCUGGUGACGGGCGAUCCCUACUCCGUGGUGGUUCUGCUGCGGGGCUACGCAGAGCCCGACGGGGUCGCAGGCGCAGUGUACGCCGACGGCUCCGUGACCCUUAUUCUGCCCCAAGUAGGGGCCCUGGCCUCCAGCCACCGAGCACCCUUGUACGAGGGGGACGAGGCGAAGACUGCCCUGGAGGAGGCGGCCCGUGGUCCUAUCCUCGUGGACACCGGGGGCCCCUGGGCUCGGGAGGCGCUCUUGGGGGCGCUGGCAGGGCAGGGCGUGGACCCCGGGGACGUGACUCUAGUGGUGGGGACCCACGGACACUCGGAUCACAUCGGGAACCUGGGGCUGUUUCCCGGGGCGGCCCUGCUGGUGUCGCACGACUUCUGUCUUCCCGGGGGCCGCUACCUCCCCCACGGGCUAAGUGAGGAGCGGCCCCUGCGGCUGGGGCCAGGGCUCGAGGUGUGGGCCACGCCGGGCCAUGGGGGCCAGCACGACGUGAGCGUGGUGGUGGCGGGCACAGCCUUGGGUACCGUGGUGGUGGUGGGCGAUGUGUUUGAACGCGAUGGAGACGAAGACUCGUGGCAGGUGCUGAGCGAAGACCCUGUGGCCCAGGAGCGAAGCCGGGAGAGAGUCCUUGGCAUGGCCGACGUGGUCGUGCCUGGUCACGGAGGCCCCUUUCGGGUGGUCAGAAAAGUCUUGCAGCCAGAGACAGUGUCGGGGAACAGCCGCCGGGAUACCAUGGUUGGAGACAAGGAGCCCACGGUGCACCUACAAGCCCUAAGAGGGACCAGGCUCCUGUCAGGGAAGCCCCUCAGCCGAGGAACUGACGGUCAGGCCCCAAUCAGCCGAGUCAGAGGAGUUGGGCGGUGGUUUCCAGCCUUUUCCGGAGGCCGGUUUUCCAGUGAGGACAGAGUGCCCUUACCUCUGCCACCACCAGUGUCACUGUUUCCACAACCAAACUGGGACCCAGGAUGGGCUCAGUCGUGUGCCAUCUUUUGGGGUCUCUCUAGUAAAAUGGAAGAAUGUUCUUGGGAGGGUUGUCCAAAAUGAAAACAGGCAACUGCGUUGAAAAUACUGCCCUAAUGUAAAUGUGAAGCAUUAGUAGUGCUAAUCAUGUGAAGGUGACAAUCAGCAGCUACAGCAAGGGGCCACUUUUGCCUGUUUUUCAGAGGACACAGGUUGCUGAAAGAAGGUGCAGGGCAUGGAAGUAAUACCUUAGUCGUCUGACUUUGAUUCAUUCGUUCAUCCAGUGAAUAUUUAUUUACCACCUGCAGUAUCCCAAGCACUGCCUAGGUCAUGGGGAUACAGCAGUGAGCAUGCUAGAUAAACUCCCUGCCCCUUAAAGAAAAGAAAACAAGAGCAAUAAUAAUAGAGAUAGAUCGAGUAAUUACAGGUUGUGGUUAGUGAUUAAAGAAGGUGGGGAGGCAAGAAGGGGAAAGAGGGCUGGGAUGGGAGGGUGAGCUUUAUUUAGGAUGGUUAGGAAGAUCCUCCAAGGAGGUGAGUUUGAUCAGAGAACUGCAGGAGAAGAAAGCUGGCCAGAGAGGAUCUGGGGCGGGGUGGGGGGGUGACUUCCAGGCACAGCAACAGCAGAUGUAAAGGCCCUAAGGGUGAGGGGGAAAGCUUGACCUGCUUGAGCAGCAAGAAUUCUAUGGGUUUGUAGUGCAGAGUGCCAGGAGGAGUGGAAGCAAAUGAGGCUGCAGUUAGGCGGGGCUAUCAUGCAGGUAGUGGACCAUGGUAAGGGGUUUGGAUUUAUACAAAGAAGCCUUUGACUUUUGAGCAGGCUAAUGAUAUGGUUUCAUUUAUGUUUUAAAAUAAUCACUCUUGUUCUGAGGGGAGAAGUGGUUUGGCAUGAGGCAAGAAUAGAAUCAGCUGGACUAGUGAGGAAGGUAUUGCAGUCUUCCAGGCAAGAGAAGUUGAUGGUACCUGCUCUUACCCAGAAGUCCUAUUAUGGCCGCGGUCCUCUUCAAACCAUGUCCCAGUCCCCAGGCCCUUCAUCCCCAUGUCCCAGGAACUGCAGAAGCACUCCAGUAGGGCAGACAAAAGAGAGGAGGAAGUCCACUUCAUUGUAGAUGAGGAACCACUCCGGGUGGAUGCUGUCGGGCAGAGCCAGACUGGAGGUCAUUUUUCAAGAGUCCACAAGGGCCACACAGGUCAGCAAAGGCAGCUUGGAGGAGCUGGUUCACCCAGAGGGUGAACCAGUCACUGCCAUACUCAGCCUUGUAGUUGGUGUUGGCCAGUUUGUUGACAACCAGAGUGUGGGGUUCCCAGGGCAAUAGUGUAGCCAUGGCUGCCUGGAUCUCCGCCAAUCAUCACAUAAAGAUGGAGGGAAAGCAGUGAAGUGGGCACCCAGCCCAGAACACCAUGAUCUGGGGCCCUCGGCCACGUCCCCUAGCUCCUGGGUCACGGAGUGCAGGGAGACCGCUGGUGUGCGGAGGGAGCGCAGAGGCCAACUGUAUGCCUGCCAGUCUAGCACUGUGCCCUGAGUACUCUCCAUGGCCAUCUGGGAUCCCAUGUGGCGUAUAGUUCCAACAGCUUCAGGGCUGUGGGAAGGAGGAGGAGGAGGGGGUAGAGGUUAUUUAGAGCUAUGCACUCUCAACUUGUACAAAUAAAAAUUUCAGUCCUGACUUACUUUCCAGAACAUAGGUACUCUGCCCAUGACAGGCCUGGUUGUCCAUGACAACACAUCCCUUUGGCCACACUGUCUCCAGGACGGAUGGGUCCCCUAAGGUAGUUCAGUCCCCUAAGGUAGUUAGGGUUUUUGCUGGAACUAGUAGAAAAAAGUCUAGUCCUUUCCUUCAAGACUGACCUGGGAGGAUGGGUCACCGUGUCAGAAGAGCACACUGCUGCUUGGGCCACCACAGAAAACUGAGAAUGAAGCUAAACAGUAGGGGGCGGAAGUGUGCAGUUAAGAGAACCAGACCUGAUGAGCAGGUUGAGUGCUGAGAGCCCGACCCACUCCUUACCUCUUCACCCCGGCUGAUUACCUCCUUUCCUCCUUUCCUGCCCUAGAUGGUCAGACUGGUUUCAGUCACUUGCAGCAAGAAGACACGUGAAUGGAUAUAAACCAUUAGAGAGAGGCAGUGUGGACAGUGUGGAAAGAGGGUUGAUAGCGAUAACAGAGAGAAAGCAGUGCUUCAAGCAUUGGGAAGUUGGGCCCAGAGCUUUGUAUUCUUAGAAGUUUCUUUCAGCUUCCUUUUUGUGAAAACUCUUAGGAAAACUUGACUUACAUGAUUAGAUUCCUCUACUUAAAAAUAUUAAGUGGCGGUUAGCCAGAGACGGGUGGGAUUCCUCAAGGGAGGAACAACCUAAGACGGGCGUGGUUGCGGGGGGGCCAUCAGGUGAGAAAUUGGGGAUCAGCAGAGGUGGGGCUUGGAGCCUCAACCCCCCUGUUUUGAGAGAAGUCUUCUGCAUCCGUGGAUGUUUUGUUGCCCUUGUCUGGCUUGGAUUGGUGCUUAGCCUGUGGGCACACACCUGAUCGUCUUUCUUACAGCACUAGACUGUGUUUUCUGCCUUUGUCUUGCAUCUACCUACCACUUCAGCAUUUUAUUAAAAAUAAUAAUAAUAAUAAUAAGGGAGAAAUGUGGGAUUCACAUAUAGAUCAAGUAUAAAAAUCAAGCGAAUAUUCAUAUCUGACCUGAUUGUUUGUAAUUCAUAAUGCGUGAUCAAAACUGAAAGUUUCUGUGAUGACUGCCCUUGUACUGUUCACCAUCUAAGAACUUAUUCACUAUUUAAGAAUUUGUUCACCAUGUAAGAACUUGUUCGUUGUGCUUCAGAAGAUCGGAGACUGAUGAGAAUUAGGCUUGGGGUGGAUUAAUGAUUGUGCAUUGAUUCUCCUGUACAGAAUUUUAUUGUUGUUAACUGUUAACAACCAUUUGAUCAAUAAAUAUGAGAGAUGCCCUCUAAAAAAAAAAAAUUAAAACCUCAACAUUCCAAAAAAAAAAAAAAUUCAGUGGCUCCACACUGCUUGCAGAGUAACUCAAACUUUCCCACCCAGUCCCCUCCAAGACAAAGUCUGCUCCAGUUGGCUGGACUGCCUGCUGCUCUCCAGACAUGCCUGUGGCCUUUCCUGCAGGCCUUUCUUCCCACAUCAUCCCGAACAUUCAGGCUCAGCUCAUCUGCUACAGAAAACCUCUUCUGGCUUUUCCAACCCUAUCUUAAACCCUUGUAAUGCAUUCUCUCUGUUAUUCACUUAGCAUAAGAUAAUGCCUGUUGUUGGUCAUUUUUUUCUGAAAACAUCCUGUUCCCACCAUGAGGGCAGAAAGAAAGCAAAUGCUCCUCUGAAUGCUGCACAGCUUGGUGUUUCUCUCUAUAGAUACCACAUAAUAAAUGCUUGCUAUUUUUCUGAUUUA